AUAGAGUGAAAAAGAAAACAACUGCAACUUUUAUGGAUAUCUCGCAUCAGGGUCGCUUCGAGCUCCAACGGUCGAUCUACAAGUAUUCUCUCUGGUUUUCUAUCUAUGACGCUUCUCAUCCUUCCGCGCUUUCACUUCUUCCCCUCCUCCUACUCCUCCUUUUCCCCUUCCCCAGUUAGGCCUUGCCGUUUCUUCUCUGCAGCUGCGAGCACACAGGUAGAUAUUGAGAGGAAAAAGUACGACAAUGUGGCUCUGUUGUGGUUCAAGCACGAUCUCCGCUCCGACGAUCACCCGGGCCUUGUCGCCGCUUCCAAUCGUCAGACUGUUGUUCCUCUUUACAUCUUCGAUCACCGCAUCCUCUCUCGUUUUUCUGAUGAGAUGCUGGAACUGGUUCUAUUGGCUUUGGAAGAUUUAAGAGAGUGGUUGAAGUCUCAUGGGUCUAAUCUGAUGAUCAGGUUCGGUAGGGCGGAGAAUGUUAUACCGGAACUCGUACAAGAGGUGAAAGCUACCCAUGUAUUUUCAGAGGAGGAAGUGGAGUAUGACCUUCGUACGAUGAUUGAUAUCGUUGAAGGCUCGUUGUCGUCCGUGACUUUUUCUUGGGGUAGCCCUCAACUUGUGCGUUGGCAGACUCCUUUUUAUGAUAUCAAGAACUUGAUGGAGCUACCAGCAUCGUACUGGGACUUCAAAAAACUCCAAUACCCCGUCACUACUCCAAUGGCACCUCCAUAUGUACCUGGUGUGAGCAUGGAAUUGAAUUGGGGUACCAUUCCUACAUUUGCUGAUGUGAAGAUAUUUAUGAUUGGAAACCCACACGAGUCAAAAAAUAGUUGGACUUCAAUCAAGAAAAUUUCUGCUAAAACAAUUUUAGGGAAAGAACGUAUCAGUGCCGAUCAAAGCAUGAGAAAUGUAAAUUCAGUUGAGAACAGUCGUAGCAAUUUGGAUUCCAAGAACAUCCAAAUGACACGGUCGCAAAAUUCUGUUUUUCUCUCAAGAAAAGGGAACCUAAUUGGAUGUGGGACAGAUAUUUUAUUAAAUACAUUAGCUGCAUAUCUGAGAUAUUCGGAAGGAACAGCUAGGGAUGACUGGCAAGAGGUGCAUGAGAAAUUACGUAAUGCUGAAAUUAGGAGUGGAGCUUCAUUUGGUGCUCUGUUUGGUUCAGCCCUUUCUGUUGGUAUCAUAUCAAGAAGAAAAGUAUAUUUUGAAGCAAUUAAGUAUGAGAAAGAACGAAAUGCAGGGUUUCUAUCUCCUUUUGGAUACUCAGCAGCCACUGUUGCUGCAGCAGCUAAUGCUGUCUGCUCAAUGGAGUGGUAUUGGCUUACGGCUUUGAGAAGCCAGAUUUGCAGUGAAGGAAGAUAUUCUGUUAGGAUAUGGAGAUGGAAUGGCUAUUUAAUUCAGUAUACAGUUGUUGGUCAUGAAGGUCCUGCUGUACUUCUUGUACAUGGGUUCGGUGCAUUUUUGGAGCAUUACCGUGAUAAUAUAGAUGCAAUAGCUGAUGGAGGAAAUCAGGUUUGGGCAAUUACUCUUCUGGGUUUUGGUAAAUCAGAAAAGCCAAACAUUGUAUACACUGAACUCAUGUGGGCAGAACUGCUAAGAGAUUUUAUAGUUGACGUUGUGAAAGAACCAGUAUAUCUAGUUGGAAACUCAAUUGGUGGCUAUUUUGCUGCUAUUGUUACCGGACUUUGGCCUGCCUUGGUCAAGUCUGUUGGCCUAAUCAAUACUGCAGGUUCAGUUGAUCCAGGAUAUUCUUCUUUUCCAGUCACUAAAGAAGGACGUGUAUCAGGUGGGGUUGCAUGGUUUGGUAGUCGACUCCUACUACUGUAUUUGAGGUUGACUGUAGGGAACAUAGUGAAGGACUGCUAUCCAUCGAACACAGAGCGAGCUGAUGAUUGGCUUAUUGAUGAAAUGAUAAGAGCAUCACAUGAUCCUGGUGUGCUGCCUGUUCUGGAAAGUGUCUUCAACUUCAACCUAGCGAUUCCUCUCAAUUAUCUCUUGGAAUCAUUUGGGGGAAAGGUCUUAAUUGUACAGGGUUUGAAAGAUCCCCUUACCAAUUCCAAGUUAAAAGUCUCUAUGUUUAGGGAGCAUUGCAAUGGUGUUGUGAUCAGAGAAUUGAAUGCUGGACAUUGCCCUCACGAUGAGCAGCCAGAUGAAGUAAAUUCUAUUUUGUGCAAAUGGAUUAAAACCGUUGAAAGCAACCUUUUGCUCUGUUGAAGGCAUUUUGGUUUAAUACACCAUUCUAUUUAUCGGUUGUGAUUGCUCAAGAAUGUAAAACAAGAAAAGAUUCCGUGGUCAUUGAUCCAAUUGAAAAAUCUUGGUCUAGCACAUUCUCACCACUAUAAGUACUUGUCUUUGAAAGAAGUCAGCAAGGUGGAGGUCAAAUUCUGUCUUGUGAUUUCAAUCUCAUUUCAGUUGACAGCAUUGCCUUUUCAACUACUAAGUAUUCAAUGGUUUACCCAGUCUAUUGCUGCCUU
Molecule: messenger RNA, 2468 nt
Organism: Telopea speciosissima
Lineage: Eukaryota; Viridiplantae; Streptophyta; Magnoliopsida; Proteales; Proteaceae
Exons: 14
Coding region: 106-2208 (700 amino acids)
Source: RefSeq, a predicted model, not a curated record